Messenger RNA from Mycena citricolor, 1575 nucleotides. NCBI's taxonomy places the organism in Eukaryota, Fungi, Basidiomycota, Agaricomycetes, Agaricales, Mycenaceae. The record is from the annotation of a GenBank genome assembly.
AUGUCGACGGUGGUCCUUUUCGCUAGUCCUCCGCCUCUUCCGCCCCCUCCGCCUGUCCCGUUGAUUUACGAUGCGGACGCCGCUCAGCCCCAUUUUUCCGAGCCUCAGUCCAAGCGUUUCGAAUCUCAGCCCGAGCUCAUCGAGCCUGAGCCCCAUCCCUUCCCCCACCCCUCGCAGUCCCUCGUUCUCGUUCUUCCGCAAGAGCGGCCGCCUGAAUGUGGACAGCAUCACCAGCAGCUUUUCCCGCCGCGGGUCCAUCUCAAGCAACACAUCCGACCGAUCCUCGCACAUCUCCCGCACCACUCGCUGCUCGCCAUGUCCUUCGUCUCGCGCAAGCUGUGUUUCCUGGCGCAGCCGCUGCUGUUCCACACGAUCGUUACGCAUCCGGCUGACGCGACGUCGCGGCGUGGGACGUCGGCGAAAUACAUGCGGCGCGUGAGCGAGCGGCUCGAGUUUUUCUUCCAGCCGAGGAUCAGCAUAAACGUGACAUCGGUCAAAAUUAUGCCCAUGGAGCUCGAGGCGGACUACACGAGGCCGAAGGACGGCGGCACCCUUGACACCAUCUUCCACACACUGACGCUCCUGCCGAACCUGCGCGUUCUCCGGUGUAAGAAUCUCUGGCUGACACCCAAGCGCCUCGCGGCCCUGCAGGUGCUCCGGUUGCGCAGCGUGUCGUUCGACAACUGUUUCGGCCAUCGCGAGGAACUGGACAUGAUGCUCCCCAUGCUCGUCAGGGACGUGCAAAUGAUGUACCCCGAAUCGGCUACCUCCGGCCGCAUUGAUCUGAUCCCGCCGCUUGCCCCAUUUAUCUCCUCGCCGAUCCUGGAGCAUCUCUUCACGUCGACCGCGGGCGUCCUCGAAAUUAUGGCGAGCCGACCGAUGGAUCAGCUGCGCUCGCUGGCGAUAACGGUCGACUGCAUCAAAUCCGACAUGUUCCUGCCCGCGCUCAUGCAGUGUCCCGCAGUGACCAAGUUGACGAUCUACGCCCAGAGCGGGGCCAUACUCCCUCGACCGCGGUUUUCAUACCUACCAGACGGCGUGCUCCCUCUGCUCCAAUGCUUCCGCGGCCCACAUCGGCUGGCGCCCAUCUUCAUGCACGAGCGAGACACGCGCUUCGUUGACAUCUCGGAGCCGUGUCGGCCCCAGAGCCUCGAGUCGUCGCUGAUAUGCCUCGACAGCAACCUGCGGAUUCUGUCAUUCGCGCUAAAAUCACCUGACAUCCCGGUCAGUUUGCUGCAGAGCAUCCACCACGGAUUUCCCGCACUCGUGUCCUUGAGCAUAUCUAUGCCGGCGCUCUCGUCAGCUGAAAUCCGAACGCUGAUGGAGAAUGUCUCGCCGCACGAGAACCUGUCAGAGUUGACCUUGCAUAUCCAAGGGCGGGACAAGUUCAACUUGUGGAUCCCGCACGAAGAGGGCGUCGUGGAUGCGAUCGCGUGUUUGUCAAAAGUUAAGGAUGUGCUGCUCAACGUAUAUCCUCGUCUCGAGAAUCUUACAUUUCUGCACGGACUGGAGGGGGGGAGCGUGUCGUGGUUUCGGUCGUUGGAGUCGAGGGGGGACUUUGUACAAAUUGCUUGA